AAUUCAGUGUCGUGUCGCGUGCACUGCAAACAGGAUAUAAUUUUGUUCGCCACGUACAAACCCGUGAUCCACCUCCGUUGUUGCCGCCGUUUCCGAGCGUAUUUACACCACAAAAAUACGAUUUCCACAUAAUAUAAUUAAAUAAUACCGAAAUGUUAUUGCGUUUCCAUCAUUUCGUCCUCGUGCAUCCACCGUACAAUAAUAAUUGUUAUAUUAUAUAUUAAAAUUUUAAACGUAAUGCAAAUAUACAUUAAAAUAUCGUAAGAAUCAUUUGUUUUAAUUAACCUCAUCCAUUCGUAUAUUUAAAGCCAUAUCUACACCACUACGGAUUGUAAUACGCUACAAUUAUCGUCGAGAUCAAAAUUUUAUCGAGUCGUCUUAACACGGAGCCAUUAUUUGUAGUUUGGAUUUUUGUGUUUGUAAUGUCAAUACACAUUUACUGUACGGGUUCUUAAGAUGGCUUCGUUCAAUGGAUAUAAUGCAUUUAUCAACUUCUGCGGGGUUCAUCGAUAAAAGAUCAUCUUAAAGUACGAUUAAAAAACAUAUUGAUAAUGAAAAACUGCUUCAGUCUGCUCGGCGUACUAAGCUGUUGGUACAUAUUUACGUCAGAAAUGGUGCAAUCGGAUUCCGGAACUUCUACAAAAGGUAGAAUAGAUCAUUGCAAUAAGACUGUUGAUAUCUAUGAAGAUAUUACUAGCCCGGAAGUAACGUCAUCGAAUUUUGGCAAACCACUUUAUUGUUCGUACAGAUUUCGUUCAUUUAAAGGAACGCCUAAGGACUAUAUUCUUCGAAUUAGAUUUAAAAAAUUUAAAUUUGGAGUAUUAGUCAAUGGAACAUAUUGUCAAGGAGGAUACAUGCAGAUACUUGAUCAUGCGGGCAAAGGUAACGCUGCAACAAUUACAUCUAAAAAAGAAGUGCCAGGAUCAUAUUGUGGUGAAAUUGAACAGCCACAAACAUUCUUGUCGGAAACGAGUUCAGUUAGAGUUAUUUUUCAGACAAAUAACUUUACAGAUCAAACUUAUUAUAGUUUCGAUUCAAGAGCUGAACAAGAAACUCAAGUUUACUUACGAUAUGGACAGCAUCCGGAACUUUAUCCAAAUAGAAGAGGCUUGUUGAACCCUGGGAGCUAUUGUGAUAGGACAUUUAAAGAAUGUCGACUGCAAACGUGUUAUGUCCAAAGUCCAGCGUACCCAGGAGUGUAUCCAAGAAAUCUGAAGUGCAAUUAUUGGCUGAACACUAAAAAUCCAUUUAUCCGUCUAUACAUACAAAACGAAGAAUUUAAUGUGGACGGUCAGCGUUGUGAAAAUAUAAUCACAUGCCCCAUGAGGCCGAUCACUUCAGGAGCUGAGUAUUGUCCAUAUGAUUAUAUAAAAAUCUAUGAUGGUAAAAAUGCAUCUAGUCCAGAAAUUGGAACUUUUUGUGGAAUGGGAAAAUUUCCCCACUCAAUUGUUGGUACGAGUGAAGAUUUAUUUGUGGAGUUUGUUACAUCAACUGCAGGCCCACUUUUAAAUACUGGCUUUCAUUUUAACGUUGGUAAUAUACCCGGUCACAUGCAGACUGCCGGUGAAAAAAACGGUUCUUGCGAUUGGAUAUUAUCGAGCGAACAUUUGAGCAGAGAUCACCAUACUGAAGGAAUAUUCAUGUCGAUUGCUCACUGGUAUCCUCCACACACGUCCUGCACUUAUCAUUUACUAGGAUUGCCAAAUCAAGUAGUUCGAGUUUAUUUUCCCAGCUUUCGAGUAAAUAGUAUAGAGAGUCCUGUGACGAGCGACUGGACCGGUGAUUGUGGGGAAAGCUUAACGCUCUACGAUGCCGCGGAACCAGACGAUACGAGAAUCAUAAAAACAUUUUGUGAUACGUUUUCUAAGCCAGCUGAAAAACAUGAUUUCAUAUCGACGGGAAAUUCUAUGUUUAUCCGAUUCGAAAGCAAAACCGGUAGUUAUUCAGGGUCAUCGUUGUAUUAUUGGGCUCAUUAUGAUUUUUUCAACGACACGAAGUUUGGUACAGCUAUACCAAAUACAGUGUGCGAUGAAGAAUUCGUUAGUUGGAAACCUUCGUCAGGAUAUUUCAGAUCACCAGUGAAUACACUGGUCUACAAACGACAAGGAUCGGUUACGGAUCCUGAUGCAAAAUCUCAACCUAUCAUUUGUCAUUAUAAAUUUAUGACAGACGUACGAUUAUUCGCCCGCAUUGUUUUGAAAAUUGAGUUUAUUAAUUUUAAGGACCAUAAUUAUAGGACGCCUAUUGAAAAGGAUAACGACUGUUGGUACAGCGAACGUGACAAAUUACUGAUAUGGGAACCAGAGGAAAUCGAUGCAGGUUUUGGGCUAAACCGGACAAUUAUCAAUCAAUCGAAUACAAACAACGGUCUUUGUUUGUUCAACAAUGUUAACAAAACGAGAACGACAUCCGACUCGCAUACUGGUGAAAUAAAAUUUGUUUCGUCGGGAAACUCGUUGAAUGUCGAGUUGAAUCUAAACCCACUGCACGCGGCCCUGAGCUAUUUCAAGUACGACGUGCCGUUGUUUGAAGCUAAAUACGAAUUUGUGCACGGUCCUCUGUGUGGUCCUUCCGUCAUACAGCCGGUUGACGAGGGUGAACUCGUGUUUCCACGGUUUGACGCAAUGGGAUUUGUAGAGCCACCGAAAACGCUUGAAUGUAUUUGGGAGAUACGGGUUCGUGAGGACCGGGAUUUGUGGUUACAUUUUAACCAGGUGAACUUUGUGACAGACGACUGUCAGGAUGGCCGGCUCGAGGUGUACUUGCCUUCCAGGUCGGUGGACUACCCGUUCAUGUCGGCAUGCGGACACAAUGCCACGGCGCUCAAAAAUCUACCGCUAUUGACUUCCAAGGACGUCGAAGAGGCCGUCGACAAGUCGUCGCCAACAGCUAGCACAGAGUCUCAGCGACGGCGUCGGCAGCGGCGUUACGUCCACGUCCGAUUCGUGGGUAACGCUUACCCGCACAAGGCGCAGUUUAAGAUCGCUUGGUCCGAACUGAACCACUUGCCACGGAACCCAGACGGGACGCCGCGUGCCGCAAGGCGAACCUCUAAUGCCGACGAUGAUUGUGCGUUUUUGUGCCCGGGCGACGAACGACUGUGUCUACCAGCCCGAGCCGUGUGUAACGGCGUGGUCAACUGUCCUGGUGCCCCCAACGACGAGUCACCGACCACAUGUGAUCGGUGGAACCAUGGGUCGGUCGGGUCUGUCAACACAGGUAUAAGUGGAGACCCCGGCGCUCUAGCGGCCGUCGCGCUGUUUGCUGCUGUCACUGCGACCAUAGUAGUCUUUAGCGCGGCUCUAUUCGCGGUCAGCGCGUACUGUCAUCGCCGCCAACUUAUUCAAAGUGACCGACACACAGUGUCUGGUCGCCAUGCAAUGGCCUCGAGUGACAGAUCAACUGAUCGCAUUUAUUCUACGGACUACUAAAAACGAAUAUCAUCGGAUAAUCGUAUGAACAUUUCCGGAUCAACACCGAAAUAUCCUUAUAUAUAUACAUAAUACAUAUGUAUAUGGAUGAAUGAAUUAAUCGCACAUUAUCAUUAUCAUUUUUUUUUUAAAUUAAGUACCUAUUAACUAUGAAUGAAAACGUAUUUAUAUAAUAAUAGUGUGUACGAUACUCAAUUAUAAUUAUAUUAUCAUAUAAUAUAAAUUAAA
Molecule: messenger RNA, 3659 nt
Organism: Rhopalosiphum maidis (corn leaf aphid)
Lineage: Eukaryota; Metazoa; Arthropoda; Insecta; Hemiptera; Aphididae
Exons: 12
Coding region: 552-3431 (959 amino acids)
Cellular component (GO): plasma membrane
Source: RefSeq, a predicted model, not a curated record